GCGUGUCAGGUUACAGAAUUUCAUCAAAAUGAAGAACAAUAAGUUGGAUAUAAUAAUAUUUGGUGCUACUGGAUUUACUGGACAAUAUGUUGUUAAAGAAGCAGCACGUUUGGCUAAAGAAACAGAAUUUAAUUUUGGCGUAGCUGGACGUAGAAAAGAGGCAUUAGAAUCUACUGUUAAAGCGUGUGCACCGGAUAUUGAAAACGUUCCCAUUAUUAUUGCGGAUAUAAAGGAUGAAGAAUCUCUUAAGAAAAUGGUAGAAAAGGCAAAAGUGCUUGUAAAUUGUUGCGGUCCAUAUGUACAUUAUGGCGAACCUGUUAUUAAAGCUUGUAUAGCUGCCAAAAUUCAUUAUGUUGAUAUUACUGGAGAACCUCUGUUCAUAGAAGAAAUGCAGUUGAAGUAUAACGAAGCGGCACAAAAUGCUGGUAUCUAUAUUGUAAAUGCUUGCGGUUUUGAUAGCAUUCCUUCAGAUCUUGGCAUGGUUUUUACACAACAAAAGUUUGGUGGGGAAGUUAAUAGUACCGAAGUAUACUUUAAUUACUUGAGUUCGAACAAUUAUAACAAACCUGUAGCAAACUUUACGACCUUGGAAAGUUUUAUUUAUGGAUUCAAUCAAAAGGAAAAAUUACAUGAUAUUCGUAAAAAAAUAUUUUCUAAGAAAUUACCAGAAUUGAAGCCCAAAUUAAAAUUUAAAGGGCUUCCACAUAAAUGUGCUUUUACAAAUGAAUGGUCCGUACCAUUUCCAUCUACAGAUCGUUCAAUAAUCUAUCGUUCACAAAGAUAUUUCUUUGAAAAAUAUAACCAGAGACCUAUUCAGGCUGAAGUAUAUAUUGGAUUCCCAUCUCUAUUUUAUAUAUUUAUGCUGAGUUUUAUGAUUAUAUUUUAUUUUCUUAUGAAAUUUUCAUAUGGAUGCAGUUUAAUAUUAAAGUAUCCCAAACUAUUUACUUGUGGAUUCAUAAGUCAUGAAGAACCAACCGAAAAAACAUUAAAUGAAUUAAAACUAUCUUUCACUUUCUUAGCACGUGGUUGGACUGAAAAAUUAAGUGAACCUUCUGAUGUUCAUUCUGAUCCUCCAAAUAAGGAGAUGGUUACAAAAGUUACUGGUGUUAAUCCUUACACUAUUACUAGUGUUGCUGUAAUGUUAUGUGCUCUUAUCAUUUUGAAGGAAUCUGAUAAAAUGCCUGAAGGUGGAGGUAUCUUUACUACUGCUGCCGCAUUUAGUAAGACUUCUCUUAUCGAUGAAUUAAGCAAAAAAUGUCUUAAAUUUGAAGUUAUUUCAUCCAUUGAAAAAGAACGUAUUAUAAAAUUAUCUCUUGGUUUUCUUUUUCUUUUUUUUCUUUAUCUCUCUUAUAGAUUUUCAACUAUUGAAAAUAUGGAGAACAUUAAAAUUCAAAGAGACGACGAAAGUUAUGCUGUUAAACGGAAGGACAAGAACAUGACGAAUGAAAAUUCAACCAGCAAGAACAUUCGUCCCAACUCUAAAGAAGAAAAUAAAGGAACGAUCAUGAAUGGACUAUCUAAACAAUGUAUCACCGAUGAGAAGUCGAUUAAAUUGAAGAAACCCCAUCCACUGAGGUCUAUUUCUUGGAAUAAAAAUAUCGAGGAAGGAGAUUUAGAUGUUCCUGGAACGCCAAGAACACCUCGAACCUCGACAACGCCAGGUCACGAAAACUGUACCUUCCAUCAUGAUUUAGAAUUGGAUCAUAGACCACCUACGCGGGAAGCUUUGCUACCAGAAAUGUCAAGGAGUUACAAAUUACUUCUAAGUUCACUUGGCGAGGAUCCUGAUCGGCAAGGACUUUUAAAGACACCGGAAAGAGCAGCCAAGGCGAUGCUUUUUUUUACCAAAGGAUAUGAUCAGUCUCUCGACGAUGUCAUUAACGAUGCCGUAUUUGACGAAGAUCACGACGAGAUGGUGGUAGUCAAGGAUAUAGAAAUGUUCUCUAUGUGUGAACAUCAUUUGGUACCCUUCUAUGGAAAAGUAUCCAUCGGUUAUCUACCCUGUAAGAAGAUACUUGGUCUCAGCAAAUUAGCGAGAAUCGUAGAGAUCUUCAGCAGGCGUCUUCAAGUUCAGGAACGUUUAACAAAACAAAUUGCAAUAGCAGUUACGAAAGCUGUGGAACCCGCGGGAGUGGCCGUUGUGAUCGAAGGAGUACAUAUGUGUAUGGUAAUGAGAGGAGUACAGAAAAUCAAUAGCAAGACCGUUACUUCAACGAUGCUCGGCGUUUUCCGUGACGAUCCAAAGACUCGUGAGGAAUUUCUCAACCUUGUCCAUUGCAAAUAAACGAUAAUAUCUUUAGGGAAUUCUUAUUCGGCGUUCCUUCAUCAUCAUUUAUAUAUAUAUAUAUAUAUCGGUCUUCCUAUUUGUGUGCUGUCGUAGUAUUUUUUUUUUAUUUUCUUUUUAAUAUCUUCUUUGCUAAUCUUAAACUCUCCUUCCGAAGUUUCUUCGCGAUAUUCAAUCGAAACGUUUGCGAAUAAUGAUCUAUAUAAAGAUCUAUAUAUAACUAGAUCUUCCAAAGUGAAAUAUUAUUCUCAAUAUUUAAACGGAGAUGUACAUAUAAGGAAAAAAGAAAAAGAAAAAAAAAGAAAGAUGAUAUUCAUAUGUUUAUAAAAAAAAAAAAAAAAAAAAAUGUCGGUUUCCUCUUCUCUCAAUGAAAUUCCUUUGAGAGUUCGAGACUUCGAGAAUUCGCGAGUUUAAAACCCAAGGUGUUCGAAAAAAAGAAACAAAAAAAAAAUAAGGAAAAACAAAAAAGCCAAUAUGAUGUUUGUAAUAACAUUUGCAAUCGAUCGAAUAAGAGAAACACUGAUAUUUAAUAAGGAAGUCUAUUUUCUUUUAGUCGUUCGAAUUUGCAAAUGAUUAAUGUAUGAACGAAUGAGAGAGAGAGAGAGAGAGAGAGAGAGAGAGAGAGAGAGAGAAAUUUUAAUCGAAAUCGAAUAAUAAGCAGAACUAAUAAUACAUAGAUUGAUAUAUUAGUAACAACAAUGUGCUGCUGGUACAGCGAAUUUUUCUUCGACGUUUUAUAGUUAUUUUAUAUAUCAUUGAUUUGUCAGUUCCUUUUUUCUUUUUUGUUUUUUAAUUUAAUUUUAUUCUUUUUUUUUUUUUAUUUAAUAAUAAUAAUAAUAAUAUCAACGAUUUGCGUAUUCGACAUAAUUUGCGUUGCUUUCACGUGUUGUUUUUAUUUUCUCAAUUAAACAACUGUCAUUGAUAAGGAAA
Messenger RNA from Vespa mandarinia (Asian giant hornet), 3214 nucleotides. Its product is annotated as saccharopine dehydrogenase-like oxidoreductase. NCBI's taxonomy places the organism in Eukaryota, Metazoa, Arthropoda, Insecta, Hymenoptera, Vespidae. Gene Ontology annotation, cellular component: plasma membrane; lipid droplet; mitochondrion. Gene Ontology annotation, biological process: glycolipid biosynthetic process. The record is from RefSeq and is a predicted model, not a curated record.